GUGGCCGUCCUGGAACUGUUUCCUGCUGCAAGUUGUUAAGCACGCACUCCCAACCCUUGGAGUAAUUGCACCCCUCCAAAAGACGGCGGGCAAGGCUUAUCAACGCAGAAGGUGGCUAAGAUCGCCUUGCAGAUUCUUCGUCUUUGCCCGGUGAGAUGCUGCAGCCGGCUGACGAGGUCGACGAAGAUGGCAACAAAAAUAUGGUCUCCAACAUGCCGCUCCUGUUUGCGGACGGCUACCCGACAUCACUGGAUAAGAUUAGCGAAGAACAGCUGGAAAAGUUCAUCCCGUUCAUGGUUCAGUGCUCGCUGGCGCAUGGAGAAAACCACGCGCUGGCCGACUAUAGGAAACCAUCCUGGUGGCCAAAGGACGUGGAGUUCACGAAACCGUUCAAAAAACCCAAAUCAUUCACGGGGAUCUGGCUACAGAAGAUGCGCGAAAUCGUAGUGUUUUGUUAUUCGCAUCAUGCCUGCGUUUACCUGCUUCGGUACUGCAAUGAUUUGGCGUCCUAUCAGCACACGUCACUGCGGUUUAUCAACAACUACAACUCGACCACCUCGCUGUACGAGCGUUCCACGAACAAGCUGCUCGUGACAUUCCGGAAUGAGAAUAUGCUCUACGAUCAGGAGCAGAUCACCAGUCGGAAGUGCCUUCUACCGAAGCAAUCGAGCUCACAAUCGUCGCAGGCUUCUCAGGAGGAGAUGGUCAUAUCAGCCACGUUUGAUAUCUACCUUUGCGACAAUUGCGAUGCGGAGCUAUACUCGUACGGUGCAUUGGUGGAACACGAGAAAAGCUGUCUGAGCGAGCAGAUCGAUGAUGAGCCGAGUGACGACGAUGACGUGAUCUUCUGUGGCGAAUUCAUCGACGAAAUAAAUCCACUCGGCCCAACUGCCAGGGAGCGGGCUGAACUGCAAAAGAAGACAGCCUUUCUGUCGCAGAACUUUGCGCUGUGCAGUAAAAAAAUCUGUGAGCCAACUGCCCUGAAGGCUCUCCCGGCAAUGGAUGAAUGUGGUGCAGUUCCUACUGACAAGAGCCCAACGAAACGUUCUCGCAUGGCCAGGCGCACGCGUGGUGUAAUGACACUGGCCAAGUGUGCGCAAAUUCCUUUGUCUUCACCGGUUGGUCAGUAUCUCCUGCGGACGACCAAGACCAUCACAACCACGGCGUAUCUGGCCGAGCGACACGAUCGCCUUGAGCGCUUCUGCCAUGCGCCAGCGCUUCCGCCCGGUAUGGGCCAAUUGAUUCGACAGCGCCGCGGUAGUGCGAUCAAUGAACACGAUGGACCGACGGUGCUCGACCGAAGACUACCGAAGUGGUUGCUGAGCAGGCCACGGGCAAACGGAUCGAUGCCUGGCGGCAGUUAUGUGCCAGUAUCGUUCAAGCGUUCAGCGGACGAUACAACCGAACCAUACCACGUGUACAAGUUCCCGCGGCGCCAGUUUUCGCAGCGGUGCCGUUGGGAAAACUAUUUGUUCUACAACAAACCGCUCCUGGCGCGGUGUCAAACGUGUGCGGUGGAACUAAAAAGACUGAAUGCGGACGAGCUGAAAGUGCUGUCCGAAUGGCCCGGUAUCGAACGGGUAAAGCGCGAAAAGGAGCAAGCGGCACUGGAACGGCAGCGAUGGAAUGUGAUCGUCGAGAAUGCAACAAUCAUCGACAGUAUCGAUCUCUGCUCGUCGGAAGACGAACAGGUCUUGAGUGACAGCGAGGGCUGCGAUGGCACUAUUGAUGGCGGAUUUCACGUGGCCAGUGAGCCCCAGGUAGAUGAAAGCAAUGCUGAGCAAAGUAGAAACGAUCCACACAACGAUGAUGACGAGGACUUUGAAACGAUCGUCAUCGAGGAGGAGGAAGAUGAGGGAACCGUGCCUCUGCCGCCGUCGUCGCUCGCUAGUCACCGGCGGAGUAGUGUACACUCCAUCAUUCAGCUGCAAACGAACUCCGUCGUUCCUGGUACCCUGCUUAGCGGAAGCACGAUACGGCUGAAUCACCACGUGUUCACCGGUCUCAGUAAUGGCGAGCUGCUGGCCGACGGUCGGUUCGGACAUAAAUACACGAACUGCAGCGCAACCGCAAUCACGGUGUCUAACACAACAUCGAGCAUCGCCAAUGGCGAGCUGAAGGAGAACCGUGUCAACGGAUGGCUACAGAAGGGCCUGGCCGUCCAGCCAUCGUCGACCGAAGGAUUCUGCAGUAUAGUGUCGCCUGCUCCUCGAACAAGCAUCGCCGGAUCCACUCAAACACACACCGCUUCGCACAUUCUGCUGACGUCUCCGAUCGCGCCCAACACGGUGCUCGGUACGAUACCGAUGCCGUUCACGUCCCGGCCGGUCAGUUUACAGCCGAACGGAUCGGCCACCGUCGUCCACACGCUCACGUCGGCGGCGAUCGUUAACCAGGCGGUACGCAAGCGAAUGUCGGUCCCACGGGCCAGCGGAUCGACAGCGGGCACGGCCGUUACCGGAACAACAGCCAAUCUCCAGUAGAACUUUCGUCUGUUUCGUCUAAAAUAUCUCCUCCUCGCUAAUGCGCUAAAACAGGUACCUCACAACUCCACAAAGACUCAAACAAAAUUGCCGAGGUUGAACAUGAGUUUCGUGGAGACUGACUGAACGGUGUCCAUGGCUUUUUUUCUGUGAUGUCCAAGGAAUAGAGAGUCGCUUAAAAGGCGAAAUACAACCACGAAGCGUUCACAACAUCACCCGAUGUGUUUAUGUUUUUAUGUUCGGCACUCUAUUUUUGAGCCUCGAUGAGGCAUUUUGUGUUAUAAUUGCCACUUUUUCUACUGUGGAUCUCCUGAAUACCAAUCUCACGUAGACGGGAAGUUGCGCAUUCUUUGGAGCAGAUUAGGACUUUUGUCAUUUGGUUCAUCGUGGCAACUCUCUUCCUUAUGUCACAACGGUUACCUCAUGAUACUCGUUGUGUGGAUUAAACUGUUUUUGUUCGCCUAUGUUGUACGUAUUGUUCUACAACUACAUAUUUGUACUGUUAGUACCAAUAUAUCAUCUUGUACAGAUGACGCCAAACGCACUCAACGCAAGGGAUAUUAAGGCCCAUGUUAUAAAUUGUAAAAUAAUAGAAAACAUUCAACUAGCGAAGUAACUUAUUUAUGUACUAAUUAUUCUUUAAAGACGCACAACGUCAUGGUAUUGUACAUAUCUGAUCGA
Messenger RNA from Anopheles cruzii, 3164 nucleotides. RefSeq lists its product as uncharacterized. Gene Ontology annotation, biological process: regulation of transcription by RNA polymerase II. The record is from RefSeq and is a predicted model, not a curated record. Gene Ontology annotation, cellular component: nucleus. NCBI's taxonomy places the organism in Eukaryota, Metazoa, Arthropoda, Insecta, Diptera, Culicidae. Bases 156 to 2483 code for a protein of 775 amino acids. Gene Ontology annotation, molecular function: DNA-binding transcription factor activity, RNA polymerase II-specific; RNA polymerase II cis-regulatory region sequence-specific DNA binding. The transcript is spliced from 5 exons.